GGCUAGAGUUUGAACCGACGCUCACAGCGCUUUCUCCGGACACUCCGCACGUAUCCCUGGAUAUUUGCACUCUCCUAUGUGGAACACCUCUGCUAUUUCCUCGUGAAUGCAGCCAGACUGCAUCGCUACAUCGCUGACCUGAUCGCUCGCAAUCUUUAUUUUGCACUUUACUGAAGCAGCUCGCAUCGGUUAAUCUCCUGUCACUCUAUCAGACAGUAGCAGCUUCAGACUGCCCUAUUUUUUUAUUUUGCACCGUAGAUCAGAUUGCUAUAGCUGAUGACCACUGUAUGCCACUGUACUUAACACAUUUUCCUCUCCGAUGUUAAUGUCAGGUUUCUCUCUUUUCGAUUGUAUUUGGUAGCGUUUAUGUCAUGCAAAUGUCGUCUGCUGUUUUUCCUGCAUGCAUGCAUCUGUAAUCUCUAUCAGAGCCCGAUGCUCUGAGUCUAUGUGAAGAUUUCACAAUAGUCUUUUUCUUGUGCAUAGUGCGUUUAGUGUUUUAUGGUCAUUCUUUUGCCUUUUUCGGGACAUUUUUUUUUUUAAGUUCAGCUGCUCAUUCAGUACAGUGUUACUGGGGUCUGUCUGUUUUUACGGGUACUUUUUUCGGGGAAAAGGCCUUUAUUUGUACCGCUGUACAGCAUGCAACACUUUCUUACUGAAAGCUGCCAGAGCUCGACUUGUGAAUCUAAAGGAACACACUGACAUAGUGAUUGAUGAAUGUCGUCAUGAAACAGAGUCCCUCUCCUCCAAAUCCGAUUACAAGUGGUCACAGGAGAUGCAUUUAAGCGACCAGCUGUGAACAGUGAUGUUUCUCACCUGACCACAUGUGAUCGGAUCACCCGAGACGCAUCUUAAAACCAGGUGUAAACAGAGUCUUACAGUCUGCUGCCAUUUGUACAUGCUACUGAAAGUUGGCACAUUCGGUUUUUAAACACAGCUCUUUAGCAUAGUAAGGUAAACAUAAAUGCAAGCAAAGAAUGCUGCAUUGACAAACAUUUAUUUACAAUAAACUCUCUCAUCUAGUCACUAGUCAAGCUUUAAAGAAGGAUUAAUUAAAAUUAAGUACUGUAUGGAUCCAGAAACGGAAAGAACAGAUUAACAACAGAUUUGCACAUACCGAUUAAUUUAGUGGCAUGUCUGGUUGUUAGUGGCACAAUCAGUUUCUGGAUCCAUAUAGUAUGAAAGUUAGUCCUGCUUUAAAGCUCAACUAGUGACUAAAAGAGUAUUUAUUGUAAAUGAAGAUUUUGGUCAAUGCUGCAUUCUUUGCAUGCAUUUAUGUUUUGUCUGGUUAAAAUCACAUAAGACUUUUGACAGGAUAGUGGCAUAUUUUUUUAAAUUUCUGAGCUAGACCAUGAUCUAAACCAAUGCUUUACACUUAAAACUUACCCAUCAGAAGUGUAGGGUUGCAUCUCACUCUCAGUAACUCUAGCUAAAUCAGUGUGCAGGCCAACCCAAACAUGCAUCACACUGUACCCACUAUAUCCUUGCAGCGCUUGGACACAGUAACCUGUUAUUGUGAGAUAAAAAAAAAAAAAAAAGAGUUAAAAGCGAAUUACCUUUAAAUCUUAGAGUGGUUUAAAAUGAACAAGACCUAUUCUUGGCCCACUUUCUAGAAACAGAAUGCAUGCCAGUCACCAGUGAUGCACUUUAAUUACUUUUUCCAGUUUCUUCAUAUCCUAUGAGGUAAAUUGUUAAAAGUGAAUUAACUUACAGAUACUGUUACAAAUGAUACACAUUACAUAAUUAAAGUUUAUGAACAUUCACCUGCUUUUAAAUGAACAUGCAGUAUGUGCAAUAGACUUGCAAUAUAACUAAUAAAUCCAUGUACCACUCUGCUAUGUCUUUCUAAAAGCCCCAGCAAAUCAUAAUUUUUAAUUCAUGGGCAUAAAACAAAAACAACAUAAGAGCCAGACUAAACUUUACAGCAUACAUUUCAAACCCAAUUGUGAUACCUCAAUAUUUUUACACUUUACCACAAAAUUAAGUGGUCCCUGCCAGGCUCAGGGCUCUCAUGCUGACUGACACGUCAAGGAAAAAAUCCAUAGUCCCUUCAGGUUUAAGGUCAUUUAAAGAAUAAAUGAAUUAUUACCAUGAAAUACUCCAAUAAAAGAGGUUACUUUAAAUUUACAGCCAUACAAAUAUUUAGCAAUACACUAUCAAAUACGAUAAGUUUCAAGUGGAGAUAUUUUUGAACGAUCGGUUAUCUCCACGUGGAAAUAAAUGCUGGGAGCACGACAAGCUUUGAAACGGUGUUAAAAAUAAUAAAUAAUUCCUGGGUGCAUCAAAGGUGCACUAUUAUCCAGCGAUACUUCUUUCGUUAGCUAAUAGCUAACCCGAUUAGUUAAAACAACACCAACAGUAGCAACUUCAAACAAGCCACUUACCUUUCAUUUUCUACUGUGUCAGUACAAACAUUAUACUGCAUGUAUUCAUUAUUUUUUUUUACAGCACAGUAAAAAAGUGUCAAGUGUUUCUUUAGACGAACGCAUUCCAAAAUGGAUUGGCAUGUGCCACAACUUCCUGUUGCCACUCACAACCGGAUAUGACACCGCAUUUGCCACAGAACCCAGGAGCAUGUGCCAGAGGCACCAAAACCAGAGCAAAGCUGAACAUCACAAGGAGAGAACUAUUUGAUGGAAGAAAAGAAGCGUAAAAAGCAAGAAUACAAGACAAAGAAGGAAACUGGUCACAAAACGAUUACUGAACAGAAAACCAAAGUGCCAGACCCUGUUAAACCCAAUCCCAGCAUUCCUGUCCCUUCGAGCCCCGUUCUGACCCUAAAACUGACUGUACCUUCCACCACGACCACCACCAGCAAUGGCAAGCGUAGCCCUUCUAAUGCCCUACAGCAGCAGUUACCUCCAUUACAGCAGCCAAGUCCCAGAUAUCUGCCCAGAGAAGUCCCUCCACGCUUCCGACAGCAGGAGCAGAGGCAGCUACUGAAGAGAGGUCAACCUUUACCUACAGGCACUUCGAACCUGACCUCUGCUUGCACUCAGCCCGGGGUCAUCUCCCCUCCUGAGACGCCAACCAGCAAACGACACACGGGAUUAUCCCUUCAGAGUGGCCUGGGAGCCCAGUACGCCAAUUCCUAUUGGAGCAUCCCAGCCACCAAUAGCAGCAGCUGCAAUUGGGAUCAAGUUAUCAUUAACCAUAACGACACUGAAGCUUGGCCUUCCAUUUCACACGGCAAGAGCCAGCAGACACAAGAAUGCACCUUGAAUGCUGAAUGCACGUCAGAGGUCAACCGCAACAGUAGCAGCACUAUUAUGGCUACAGGAGCUAGCCAACAGGGUCAUUACCCAGUCAGCAAAGCCAGCAUUAAUCUCUCCUCCAGUAUGGUCUCAAGCCAGGGUGGUCCCACCAAAGGCUGGGUCUCUGAGGGAAAGGUUGAUUUUUCCAUAGGCAGUAGAGGCCAAUCCACCUGGGGCUCCUCUAAUCUGAACCUAAACCCCAGUUCCAACCCUGCUGCGUGGCCAGCUCUUGGACAUGAAGGGCCUGGGGUAGGAUCAGGCCCCAGUAGCAUGGUUUGCUCAAAUUCCCUUUCUCUUAGUAUGUGUGGCCAAGGAGUACCACAAACUUAUGGCACCAAUGGAAAUGGUAGCAUUGGUUGUGUUAAUGGAAACCUUGUAGGGGACUGUGCAUGGGGCAACCCAGAUAUGCCUGAACAGCAUCAGUCACCUACAAAUGUAUCUUUCAGCAUGAAACCUCCUAACCUUAAAACUGAUGGACCACAUAACACUAAACCAGAGCCAAUGAGUCCAGUGAACAGCUGGGGAGGAAACCUCAGUCAAUCACCUACUGAGACAACCAGUGGAGAUGGAACUGCUUUCUGGGGCAAUAAAGAUGCCAAAAAUGGAGAAUCAAAGGACUGGGAUUCUGCUGGCAUCUCCUCCUGGGGGCAGAGAGGAGCAAGUAGUGGGGACAGUGGUGGGGGCUGGGGCAAUUGGGGCAAACAGCCAAGCAGUGAGGGCACAGGAUGGGAUUCCAAUGAUGGUCCCCCCCAUGAACAUAUUAGUUCUGGGGGCCCUAAUACUCCAGCAAGUGAGGGCAGCAGGGACAGUAGUGAAGGACACCCACGAAGAAGAGAGAGGUCCUCAAGUGAGGACAUGGCCCCAUUGCUCCCAAGGCAAGACUUGGACCCACGUGUGCUCUGCAAUUCAGGUUGGGGACAGACUCCAGUGCGACAGCAUACUGUUUGGGAAAUGGAAGUAAGCCCUGAUGAAAAGAAUGAAUCAGGGACUGAGUUCUGGGGGUGUUCCAACACACCUUCAACUGGACCUGCCCCCCCUCCUCCACGGUGUGCCAAUCCCAACCUCAAUACACCUCCUAGAAUGGACUCGAUCAAGAGCGAGGGACAUUGCCGAGCCAUGCCAAACUCAGACUGGGGAGGAUCAGUCCCACCCUCUACUCAGCCUAACAGUGGAUGGGGUGAACCACCUGCAAAUAAAAAAGUUCCCAAUGGAUCAGUAUGUGGCUGGAGCGAUUCUAUUGUAGAGGAUCCCAACACCAAUGGCUCUAAUGGCCAAUCUUGGGUUUCUGAAGAAAAAUCUCCUAGCUGGGAUGAUGGUACUUCUCAGAAGAAAACACAAGGUUGGGGUGAUAGACCCAAAACCUCCUCAGGUUGGGAAUGUAGUGGCAGUGGGAAUAGUGGACAGUGGGGAGACCCCUCAGAAGUGCGAAAGAAUGGCUCUGAUAGUUCCAAUUGGGACCCUGACAAUGGUAGCUGGAAAGAAACCCACAGAGGCUGGGGCAAAUCAGUACCAGCACAGGGUUGUGGCCGGGGUGAUGCUCAACAUUCCAAUGGUUCAUCUCAAGAUUGGUGUGGAAAACUUCAGGAGUCCAACAGUGGAGCUGGAGGCAUGGGAUCAUGGAGUGGCCCAAAUUCUGUGAAGCAGAGCAGCUCUGGCUGGGGCCCAGGAGUCCAACAUGAUCCAGGAGAUGAGGCCACAGGCUGGGAGGAACCCUCUCCUUCCUCUAUUCGUCGUAAGAUGGAAAUUGAUGAUGGAACCUCCACCUGGGGUGACCCCAGUGCUUACAGCAAAAGUGUAAACAUGUGGGAUAGGAAUAACUCUGCCUGCCAGAACCAUCCAGGAACCAGCAACAAUGGCAGCAGUAACAGCCUCACUGGACUAAAUAACAACAACAAUCAUCACCCACAUCAUUGCCAAGGUCCCACUCAAAACCAUGCCAAUGGCAGCAACAACAGUGGCUCUCCCAAUCAAAGUGAGUCUCCUCACAAUAGGAUGUCAGUUGUGAACCCAGGCUGGGGAGAACGCCCCAAUGUCCAGCCAAACAGGGAACCCUCUUCAUGGGAGGAGCCAAUUAAUUCCAGCCCCUCUGUUGACAAUGGUACUUCAGCUUGGGGCCAGCCUCCUAGGGGCUUUGGGGGAUGGGGUGAGGGUGGCCCUAAAUCCAGCGGGCCUUAUGACAGAGGCAGUGCACCUGCUGGAUCAGACCCCUGUCAGGAAGGUCCAAAACCUAUGCAAGAUGGCUGGGGAUCUGGAGGGGAAGAGAUUGGCAUGAACACCGGCCAGUGGGAUGCUGAUGAUGGUGACAUGUGGGACAGUCCCACCUCCCAAGACUCCUCUUGCAGCUCCUGGGGUCAAUCCAAGAAGGGCCCACCAAAGGUCAAGCUGUCCAACAAGCAGGAUGAAGUUUGGAUCAUGACCAGACUUAUCAAGCAGCUGACAGAUAUGGGUUUCCCAAAGGAUCCUGCAGAGGAAGCCCUAAAGAGCAACAAUAUGAAUCUGGAUCAGGCCAUGAGUGCUUUGUUGGAGAAGAAAACUGAACUUGACAAGCGGGGGAUGGGCAUGUCUCACUACAGUAAUGGAAUAAACAAGCCCAUAGUGUGCCGACCCACAAACCUCUCCAAAGACCCCUCACUGGAUGGCAGGCUGUCAGAUGAUGCUCCAACCUCACCGUUUAUGCCUUCACCUGGCCUCAAGCUCCCACUGGCCAAUAGCAGCCUCCCUAGCCAUGGACUGGGUGGGGUCUCCUCUGGGCUGUCCAUGCCAAACUUGAACAACAGACAGAUGCAGAAUGGAAUGUUCGGCACUAAUGGAGCAGCACAAACUCGGGUCAUGCAGCAGCAGGCCUCGCCCCCUCAGCCACCAGUGCCACCUCUUGGCUCCGCCCAGCCUAAUCUUCGUGCUCAAGUGCCUCAGUAUCUCACCCCUCAGGUUCAAGCACAGCUCUUACAGUUUGCGGCAAAAAACAUUGGACUGAAUCCUGCACUUCUAACCUCACCAAUAAACCCUCAACAAAUGACCCUGCUGUACCAACUACAACAACUGCAGGUGGCGUAUCAGCGUUUGCAGAUUCAGCAGCAAAUGAUGCAGGCUCAGCGUACUGUCUCUGGUCCAAUCAAACAACAAGAGCAGCAAGUUGCACGUACAAUCACAAACAUGCAGCAGCAGAUCCAGCAGCACCAGCGUCAGCUGGCCCAGGCCCUGCUCAUGAAGCAGCAGCAGCAGCCUCCACCCUCCUCUCAUACAGGCCUGCACCCUAACAUUGGCAAGGCAGGCCUGGAUAUGUUCACAGGCCACCCCCAGACUUCAGGCCUCUCUGUUUCUGACAUGCAGACCAAAGAGCAGCAGUCUUCUCUGAACUCUUUCAGCCCCUAUUCACUCUCUGGCUUGAACCCGACCACGAAUGUAAACUGUAUGGAGGUGGGCAGUCUGUCUCUGAAAGACUCACCUCAGCCUCCUCAGUCGCGACUCUCACAGUGGACUCAUUCAAACUCCAUAGAUUCCCUGACGGCUGGUACUCAACACAUGGAGACAAACCUCAAUAAGCACGGUGCAAUCUCUGCUGUUCAGUCCCAUGUGCCUGUCAGAAAGACCGAAAUGGUGAAUUCUUUCAGCCCAUACAAUCUUAUGUCAAGCUGUGAAUCCCCGACCAGCACCUUGGUGUCUUCAGAGAGCUGGACACAUGGCAAAAGUCCCAGUGAGAAAAUAUCUAGUGGCUCUAAUAUCAACUGGCCUCCAGAAUUCUGCCCUGGGGUGCCAUGGAAAGGUCUGCAGAACAUUGACCCUGAGAAUGACCCCAAUAUGACCCCAGGAAGUGUUCCUAGUGGUCCUACCAUCAACACUAACAUACAGGAUGUGAACCGCUACCUGUUACGUGACAGGACUGGAGGAAAACUCUUGGAAAUGAAGUCCACCUGGUCCCCUAGUCCCAUCUCUCACACGCAGGCCUCUUUGUCUCAUGAGUUAUGGAAAGUUGCCCCUGGGACACGUAACUCCAGUGCCCCCUCUCGUCCCCCUCCAGGCCUGACAAACACCAAGCCAUCCUCCACCUGGGGUGGAAACUCACUCGGCCUCAGCCAGGGCUGGCGCAGCUCUUACUCCUCAGAAGGGGGAACCUGGAGCACUGACAGUGCCAGCAGGGCAAGCAGCUGGCUGGUGCUGAGGAACCUUACUCCUCAGAUUGACGGCUCCACCCUGCGGACUCUGUGCAUGCAGCACGGCCCUCUCAUUACCUUCCAUCUGAACCUGACACAAGGCAAUGCUGUCGUACGUUACAGCUCCAAGGAGGAGGCCGCCAAAGCCCAGAAAUCAUUGCACAUGUGUGUGCUGGGUAACACUACCAUUCUGGCAGAGUUUGCUGGUGAGGAGGAUGUGAAUCGCUUCUUUGCACAGGGCCAGUCCCUUCCCACCCCCAACAGCUGGCAGGCCAGCCCAGCACCAGGCUCCAAUCAACCCCGGCUGGGCAACCCUGCUUCCAGCCACCUCACAGGCCUUUGGAGUGGGGGUGGAGGAAGUACCAAGGCAGUCUGUAGUAGUGGGAACAACAGCACUGGAAAUGGAGGGGACCUGCUGUGGGGUGGUGUGCAGCAGUACUCCAGUUUAUGGGCUCCCCCAAAUGGAGAUGACGCCAGGGUCAUCGGAAGUCCAAUCCCAAUUAACACUCUGCUCCCGGAAGACUUGCUGAGCGGAGAGAACAUAUAGGUUUUUUUUUUAUUGGACAUCAUAAUCUGACAAAGUCAAGAGACCUAAUGGAGCAAAACCCAAGCGAAUCAAUGUGGCGAUAAUCACUUGGAGCUGUAAUGAAGGAGGAUUAUGUUGAGAUGAAGCUGCAAACCUCCAACUGCUGUUUUUUGGUCCUCUAUUUUUUAUUUCUUCAAACUGUUUGUUUUGUUUGUGGAUCUUGUUCUUAGUGUUCAGAUACCUUGAGAAGCAAGAAUCAAUAGAAGCAGAAGCCUUUGGGUGCUCUUUUCUGAUUAUUUCCAAAGUUGUUUUUUGCUCAAAAGUGUUGCCAUCAAAGAGGCAUCCAUUCUGAAAGCGACACAGGCACAGUGAGACCUCAUGACACCUUUCUACUGAUUGGAUUAUUCCUGGUACUUUACGUUUUAGAGAUUGCAUUGUUUCUUCAGAACUUAUAUUAGCCACAAGUGCUCUCUCUCUCCAGGUCCUCAUCAGACACUCUUAUUUUAUUAAAACCAACAACAACAAAAAAAAUUAUUUGUAUCUUGCACAGUUCUGUUUCUGAGCCAGCAAACUGGCCAGAGCAAAUGAGAACAACAACUCCAAGCAGUGGCCUGUCAGCAUGACUAAUCACAAAUGAUCUUUUUUUCUAUUAUUCUUUUAGUUUUACAAAAGGGAGCUGCACUGCUCAAUGAUUUCUUUUACCUGCGCCAUUUUCGAAAUAAGUGUUCUGUUAAAAAAAAGCUGAAUGUUAAGUUUUUAUGUAGAUGAAUGAAUGUUUGUCUGCUGGAACUUGAUCAAGAAUAUGUGUGCGAGUACAUAAUCACUGUUAACACUCAGUGGAUGCUUUUUUUAAUUGUACCUAAUGGACUGCAGUGCUGAAUCAGUCAAAAGUUAUUCAGUUACUAUCUGGUGUAUCUGGUCGGACAUUUUAUUGACAUACAAGAGAGAGAAGAAAACUCAUUCUGAUGCAUUGUGCAAUAGAAGCCAGAGACCCUUUCUUCCGUCCACACUGAAGCUUACUGAAACGUAAGAAUUUUUUGAAGACUUUUGAAGAAUUUAAACUUUGGACUCAUUUUUCCACCUAGCCUGUCUAUUCGUCUGGCUUACUGGCUGUUCGGUAUUCUUGUGGAAAAAGGAGGAACUGUUUGAUAUCGCGCCAUGUGGUUUGAAACUUGACAAGACAUGCUGUAUGGGAUUGCAGUCUCCCAGCCACUUAUUCACAAAACAGAAACGUUGUCCAGAGCGGAGAGACAUGGCACGGGAGUCAGGCACAAUACCAAAUACAAAGGGUUUCUCUUAAUGCAGUACAUAAUAAGACAUCCUUGCAUUUGGUGCAAACGUAAGACACUUACAUUUUCUAUGUCUCUUCUUAAUGGGGUAUUAUCAUAGCACUUAUUUCAUGAGUGAUGCUCCAUCUAUGAAGCCAAUAAAUCAGAUAAUGGAGCGAAUAUAUACAAAACAAAUUACAAAGACUUCUUAUGGCAACUUUUAGCUCUUUUUUUUUUUUUUUAACCUUACUGGUAUUCAAAAUGCUUUUUGUUUAAUGUUCCUCUCUGGUCAAGAAACUUGAGUGGAAAAAAAACUAAAAAUUUCAUAAUGAAGGGAAGAACAAGACAAAACUCUACAAUCAGAAAAAAACUUGCAAUGUAUGUGUUUUGUACCUGAACUUUUUCCCCCUCUAUCAAAGUGAAUGUUAUUGUUACUCUGAAAUUGUCGUAAGCCUUUACUUUGUCUGGAGGAGGAGGCAUCUGGAUUAUGUGUGUGGGGAGGACCCUGUUUGACUGGCUGUGUGGUGUCUUGGUGCCUCUUUGUGAACUGUGGAUAUGGAUUGGGGAACAUUUGAUUCUCCAUAGCAACAACUCACUCCACACACCUAGUACAAUGGAAAUCAGUAAAGGACAGUAAUGAUGUCUAAAUUAUAUAGAACUUGCCAUCAUCAUCAUUCAUCUUUGUGUAGUGAACACUUAGCUAUGGAUCUUGGAAUGUUCCCUCCUGUGAUUUUAGUGCUCCUAGCCACACAGCUAAAGCCAAAACUCUCUGGAUUACAUCACACCUCAGAAGACCCUCGCUUAGUAAUGACCAGCCCUUGCGUACGUACUCACUUCCUCUGGAAUAGCCAGUGUUGUGUUAUGUGUUCUGAGCUUUUUUUCCUCUUUCUGUUGGUCAUCAUGCAGUGGUCUUUAACUGCCUGCAAAAAAAGGUGCCUCUGUGUACCUGUCCUGUGUUACGAAUGCAAACGACGAUCGAUGCUUUGGGACAUAUUUGGUUUUUGUUUCUUUCAUGACAUGUCAAAAGUCUUUUAUUUUUGUUGUUAACAGUGUUUCAAAUUACUUAUAGUGUUGUAGGUCAUUUAGAAUAGGGGCUCUUUUAUUGAUAUGCGUGUGUCUGUGCGCAUGUAACCUCACCCUGGGUGUCCCACCUCUAACUCAGCUGCUAACUUCCACUUUCUCUUUUGUGGCCUCAAUGAUGCCCUGUCUGAGCAGUGUUUCAAUGGACAGACUCUUUCUGCCACUGGCUCUUUAACUACAGCAGUCAUUGCUGUUACUAUGCAAAGUUAGAGAAGAUGGGCAUGUAAUGUCUGCCCUGUGAAACAUAGUGCCAAUCUGUGGCUUUGAAAGGAAUUUUUAAACAUCUCACAGUCCUCCCAUACCUUACUGCAUACUAAAGGCCAUUGUCAUCCUUAUGAAAAUUGGGAUGUUGUCUGACACUAAGUCAACUCAGUACAGUUUUAUUUGGGGAGGCCUGUGUGUUAAUUCUGCUGAAUUUGAUAAAUCUUAUUUCAAUACAAUCUCAGGGCAUGACAAGAUAUACUAAAUUUAUGUUUAAUAAAAAUGAAGAUUAUCAUUGUAAGCAGUUUUAUGCACUAAAUAGCUUGUAUAAGGCUUACAAAGUAUUCAUUAAAGAAAUGCAAAAGGAUAUUUAUCAGUGGGGCAAUAAAAUUAGGAUGAUGGCUUAUUAUGGGUCUUCUCAAUCCUUCUGAAAAGGGACUGUUGCAGAGUCAUCAGACUUUCAGAUUUUGAAGUUUGUUUAUAAAUGGGACCUGCGUAUCUUACCUCUCUGCUGCUGGUUGCGUUGCAAUUUUUCCCUCAUGGUCUCACGUGACAAUGUAUACAAUUAUAUAUACAGUACACUUGUGACAUCUCUGACUGAAUUUGGCCACAUCUGAAAUUCCAUGUCUUCUUGUCCAAAUGUCUUGUUUUGUUUAAGAGCACUUCUGUUUGGAGGCACUUUGAAGUUUCUUGUGUGUUUGAGGUGGGAUUGGGUUAAGGGGGUAGAGAAAAUUUGUUAGAUAAUAAGAACUCAUGCUGAUCAUGAUAAUCCUGUUGCUGGCAUUGGAAAAAUCCUUUAAAAAAAAAUUUUUAAAAAAAUGUGAGAACUUUAAUAGCAUUGGGGAUUCAAGGCUUACAGGUAAUGAACAAUCCCUGGUACUUUUUUUGAAUACCAAAAAUUAAGUAGCGUUUUAAUAUCUUUUUUCUAAGUUUGACAAAAACAUAUAAACAAUGAAGGAAAAAAAAUAUCUCCGUAACAUUUAAAACUGCACUUCUUACUGUUAUAACCUCCUGUUUGCUGCUUUAACCUUCCCUCAUUCUGAAGGUUGACAGCAAACUGGAGUGCCUUUUGUGUGUGCUGUAUUAACUGUUGUUUGUUUAAAAAAAAGAAAAAGAAAAAAAAGAAAACUAAACAGGCCCCUAAAGAGUACAUUUCCAUCUCAAACCAUCUCAGUUUGUUUUCAGGCCUUUGUGCUGUAUAAAUUAACCUUUUUCCUUUUGGGAAAAGUCAUUUCAACAGGCUAUGAAUCACUGUUGCCUGUGUGUGUAACUGCCUUGUUCCAGACUCGGUCACAAUUGACUGAAAGUGAACCACAAAGUGGCUGUAAUUCCAAACAGUCAAUCAUCACAGGAAGUCUCUGGUGACACCAGCAUGGGUAAACUAUAACUACAGCUAAACAUUAUCUUGUGUAUUAUCAUGCUCGCUAAUGUAGAAAAAUGCUAUCAGAUCUCUAAAUCCCCUUUUAAAACCACUGGGAAAAAUGUAAUUUGAGAUAAGCAAUAGACCUUGAUCCUUAGAAUAUGUCUUCUGAGAAUUUGCCCAAUGGAAAAGGUUUGAUCGAUGAUAGACCUGAACAAAACUUAUCGAAGAAUGCAUGUUGGUAUUAGCCUAAAUUUAAUGACAUAUACAUGCAGUCAUUAUGUUAAAACCCACAAUUCUGAACAAUAUUUAUUUAUAUUGUUCCAGGUAAAGAAAGAAAAAUCAUAAACAUAUCAAGAGGAAUAUCUUUACCAAUACUUGAAUUAAAUUGCGCCAAUAACAAAAUGUGAAUUUCUUUUCACACUCUCCCUCCCUCUCUCUCCCCUCUCUCUCUCUCUCUCAAAUUUUUGUAUGGGACUGACCCUUCUAAGGUAGUUGAUUACAUGCUUGUAAUGUUUAACAUUCUUCACAUUAAAAAACAAAAAAAUGAUUUUACUUCUAAAUGAUUUUUUUUGAAUGGUUCUUUCUGUAUGUGUGCUUUCUAAUCAUACUGCUUCUUGUUAGGCACGACUACCUACAGAUGUGACCCAUUUCGUUUUUUGUACUGUUUCUGAGUUUGUUUGUUUUUUUGUUUUAUGUGUUUUGAAAACUCUGACAUGGUUACUAUCUAGAAUCCCUGGCUCAACCCAUCAAAAAAUAAAUAAAAAAAAAGCAGGGGACAUGAUGGCAAUUCAUAUUUGAAUGUUUACUCAAGGACUUAAUGGAUUUAUUUUCUUAAAAUGUUUCAAACUUGUAAAACUGUAUUCUCAUAGUGGCUUUUAUUGUGAGAUAAUUCCAUCUUUUCUUUUUUUUUUUUUUGUGCUAAAAAAUCUGAACUUUUGCCAUAGUAAGAAAGAGUAGAGAAGCAGAUGUUACAUUCAUGGAUAGACAGAAAAGAUGACCAGAUGCGAGUUAGUUGACAUUCUGACUCAUUUUAAAAAUCUACCUGCCAUUUACAAAGUGAUUUGUCUAAAAUUAGAAGAAGAAGAAAGAAAAAAAUAGGAAAGAAAAGGAGUUACAUGAAUGUAAGAAACCCUACAGCUUCCAUCAAAUAAUAAUAAAAAAUAAAUAAACCUUUUCAAAUGAAGAUGUAUGCUACUUGCUGAACUCUGGGAUUGUUUCAGUGUUGUUGUAUUUUGCUUUUGAAUUACAUUGUUGUUCUUAUUGCUAUUGGAUUAACUGAUGCCUAAAUGUCUUUACAUUUUUGUUUCUGUAAAGCAAAAUGUUUCUGUCACCAUCUUGCGCACUGACAAUGGACUUGGAAAUUUUACUCAGGAUGAUUAGAGGUCCAGAGUUCCAGUUCCACUGUUAUAAUGAUGAUUAUCAUGAGACUUUAACAAUUUAAUUAAUAAAAGAGGGGAAAAAAGAUGUUCCAGCUCUAAGCACUGAAGGUUAUGGAUUUAAAAAUGUCUUUUUGAAUUUUAAUCCAUAGCAGACACACAUUUACCAAAUAUUAGAUUUGAAAUGAUCUUAUAUGUGCUAUAUUUCUUGAAGUAGAUUACUUUCCAUUUAAAAUAAAUGUGUCUUUAUCUAUCGCGUUACAAACAAAUACAGUUGUGUUUAUUGGUUAAGUUGUGGAAGGACCUGCCACUGUUUGAUUUUUAACUUUGAUGAUUUUCAGCGAGGUCCAGUAAAAGAUACUCAGUAUUUCAUCCUCUUGUCUUUUCUUGUUUUGGAAAUUCAGAGGCCUGUAUGCAAAGGCCUGAGAAUUGUAGAACACACAUUCUAGGACUUGAACUUUUUCCUGAUUUGUUUUUACUAGUCAAGUAUGGGCUGAAAAUAGUCCAUGUAAACACUCCAUCUAGAUUUUAAGACAAAAUGGUGAGGAAAGAAGUUGUGAAAGGAUUAAGAAUCUAUGCACAAGUUUUAGGGGAGUGUAUGUUCAGACAUGCUAUUCUUACAAGGAUUUUUUUUUAUAAUAUAUAUAUAUAUAUAUAUAUAUAUAUAUAUAUAUAAUGUUUGGGGUUGUCGUAUACUUGUUUAGAGUAUCUUUGUAAGAGGUUUCAUGUGAAUAAGCAUUUAUUUUAAUCCUUAUGCCCUGUGUCUAUCAACCAAUGAUCAUCAUCAACCAAGCACUGUGGGUUUAUGCCAGUCCAUGACAUUGAAGUGUUGGGAUAGGUUGUAAUGAAGUGGGAUUGGGAAUGGGGAUUUAUUUUUUCCUUAUUGUUGACAUAUUAAGAACUUGACUGUACUGAUAUUUAACAAUGUUGCUGGCUUUUAAAAAAAAAAAAAAAAAUUCCUUACCUUUAAAAGAAUGUGAUCGUUGAGGACUUGCACCGAAGAAGUCUUUCCAUGUGGUAUGGAGAUUAUUUCAGCCUAUAUUAAUAAACAGCAUUUUUAUUCUCA
This is a messenger RNA of Myxocyprinus asiaticus (Chinese sucker), 14282 nucleotides long. RefSeq names its product trinucleotide repeat containing adaptor 6C2 (gene tnrc6c2). Bases 2631 to 7949 code for a protein of 1772 amino acids. Gene Ontology annotation, cellular component: nucleoplasm; P-body. Gene Ontology annotation, biological process: miRNA-mediated post-transcriptional gene silencing; positive regulation of nuclear-transcribed mRNA poly(A) tail shortening. The record is from RefSeq and is a predicted model, not a curated record. The transcript is spliced from 23 exons. Lineage: Eukaryota; Metazoa; Chordata; Actinopteri; Cypriniformes; Catostomidae. Gene Ontology annotation, molecular function: protein binding; RNA binding.